Molecule: messenger RNA, 2388 nt
Organism: Alexandromys fortis (reed vole)
Lineage: Eukaryota; Metazoa; Chordata; Mammalia; Rodentia; Cricetidae
Product: interferon-induced transmembrane protein 1-like
Exons: 3
Coding region: 1858-2199 (113 amino acids)
Biological process (GO): response to interferon-beta; host-mediated suppression of symbiont invasion; negative regulation of viral genome replication
Cellular component (GO): plasma membrane
Source: RefSeq, a predicted model, not a curated record
UGCAGCUACAACUUAGAAUACAAAAGACACCUGCUCCCCUGAAGAACUGGGAGUCAACAAACAGCUGCUUUUGCCUAGGGGGCAGAAGAGUAAGAAGAGAGAAAGAGAUGAUGUUCAAUAGUACACCGUGGGCAGGAGACUUGCAACCUGGACCAGCGAUGGCAGGCUGGAGCAUUAUGUUCCAUAGAGGUGAGAUAUGGGGAAGGGGCCAUGUACCUGGGUGAUGCUAAGGUCUUCAUUGGCCACCUCAGGAAGGGGAAGCAUCUCUGACAAAAGGGGGCUGCUUUUAUUUGUUUCUUGAGUUACCUAAUAUGAAUGUCCCAAGCAAGUGUGAGAGAGUGUGUAUAUGUGGACAGGGUGAGGGGACAGUUGGGAAGAGUUCUGUGGUGGGGAGGAGGGAGACCAGGAAGAGGGAAAGUCAUAGAUGAGGAGGAGGGAGCAGAGCUGCCAGUAGAGGGGUGGAUGGUAUUGGACAAGGUGGAAUGUGCCCAAAGGAAGAGUCAUCAGGGACGUCAUGUUGGGCUGAAUUUGAGAAGGAUGGGUGAGUAUCAGAAUCCAGCCAAGCAUAAAUGGCAUUCCUAUCAAAAAUGAGGGUCUGAAGAUCAAAUUUAGAUCCGUUAUUGAGAAUAUAUCCCAGAGGUGAGUUGGAGGGAUGGAGAACAGGAUCCAUGAACAUUCGCCUAAGAGGCAUCCCUAGAAGGCCAUGGGUACCCCCUCCUGAUGCUUUCCGCGGUGAGACGCUGUCCCAGUGCACUGACUUGGCUGAGAUGUGACUUGGACUAGGGUGUCUUCUGAAAACAAGGACUCUCAGCCCACAGAAGUAAAGCAAUUUCUUUCCUGAGCCGUAUUCGUCCUAUUGGGUAUGAUCCCUCAAAGGGAGACUCAUAACUCCAAAGUACCAUGUAAGCCACCUGCAGGAGAGCUGCCUGCAGCUUUGCCUCCAAGUGCCCCUCCCUCCUCUGGCCUGGCCUGAAGGCGCCGCGUCUGCCACAACACAUUUCACCAGCUGCUCCUCUUAGACCUCCGCCUACUUCGCGGAUUUCAUGUAGAUGUGAUUUCCUAGAAGGUGAUAUUAGAUGCUAAUCAUCUCUUGCAUCUGAAAUGCCAAUCGUAAGUAAAAAAAAAUUAAGUGCUAAGGGCUUUGAAAAAUUGAAAUCAGUUUGCUGCAGGGUCAUCAGAGGUAGAAAUGAACAAUGAACAGGGAGACAGAGGGCAUUUCCCAGACAAGGUUUUCAUCAGGGGCUUUUACUUCAGAGGAAAAAGGGAAAGAGCAAGGAGGCUUGGGAGGAUGAGGGAGGGGCUGCUCUGUCGCUUCCUACCUUUUAAGUACACUACGGAGGUGAGGUGAUGGCUCUUAGCAGACAAUCUUGACAAGGCCAGUGCACUCAAGAAGGUACACAGAGGCCGUGACGACUGAUGCCGCUAAUCAACUUGACCACAUCUAGAAGGAACUGAAACCCAAGCAGUGAAUGGAACAUGCCUGGGAGGGAUCUUUAUUUUUUCUUUUUUAAUGGGAUUAUCAGAAGUCAGAAGACCCACCCUAAAUCUGGGCCACACCUUCUGGUGGCAGCCCACAUAAAAAGGACACGCGAGAAGGAAGCCUUUGAUUUUUGCCUGCUUGCCUGCACUCUCACUGGAAACCUUCAUCUCCCCUGUUCCUGGGACAUUGCUUUGCUGGUGUUAGAACCUAUUUCUUCAGGAUUCCAACCCAGCUCUCUAGGACCUCCCUGGGACUCUAGCAUCAAAAGCUGACGCUUUGGGUCUUGUGGACAACUACUGGAUCCUUGCCUUUCCACCAGGAGACAGCCACUGCUGGACCGCUCAGACCACAGCCUCUCUUGCCUCAAAAGCCAAGCCAUGCCUAAGGAGCAGCAAGUCAUGGGUCCGCUGAGGGGUCCCCACAGCUCAACUUCCGCACCAACCACCACGAUCAACAUGCCUGCUGAGAUCUCCACGCCCGAUCACGUGAUCUGGUCCACAUUCAAUGCACUCUUCCUGAACUUCUGCUGCCUGGGUUUCAUAGCAUACGCCCACUCUGUGAAGUCCAGGGACAGGAAGAUGGUGGGCGAUGUGACUGGGGCUAAGGCCUACGCCUCCACUGCCAAGUGCCUGAACAUCUGUGCCCUGAUCUUCAGCAGCAUCAUGAUCAUUAUCUUCAUUGCUCUUUACGCCAGCAAACUUAGUUCUGGGGCCUACUAGUCCUGCCUUGGGCUCCACUGUCUACAGCUGCUCCACACCCUGGUCUUGGGCCUGACACUUUACCCCACACAUCAGCAGCUGUUAGCUCGCAUCUGUUCACAGUGGAGUCAAUAAAGUGCACGUAUUGACAACUAUGCUGUGGCCCUCUGUUCCUGAAUGAAUCUUGAACUGAGUUCAUCGUGUGUCUUU